Molecule: messenger RNA, 1736 nt
Organism: Physeter macrocephalus (sperm whale)
Lineage: Eukaryota; Metazoa; Chordata; Mammalia; Artiodactyla; Physeteridae
Product: netrin-G2-like
Exons: 3
Coding region: 780-1736 (318 amino acids)
Biological process (GO): animal organ morphogenesis; tissue development; substrate adhesion-dependent cell spreading
Cellular component (GO): basement membrane
Source: RefSeq, a predicted model, not a curated record
CGCUCCGGGAAGCUGCUCCGAGCCGGGGUGUUGUUGGUAACGAGCUCUCUCUCCUCCCUGCUUACAAUGAAAGACAAGCCAGACCCCGGGUACCUGGAUGGAUUGGGAGCUGAAGUCUCAGAAACUUCCUAAUAAGUUGCCGCUGGCUACCAGCCAAGGUCAGCUGGUUCCCGUUAGCGUCUGUCCCCGCCAACGGCGAGCAAAUAAGCUGCCCCCCACUUAACACCUCAGUCGCUUCUUUUAUGCUCCAGUCCAGCUGCACAAUUGUUGUCACUCUAAGCCCAUAUGAAAAGAAAUCUCUUUUAUUGGUCCAAAAUGCCAAGUCCAGUCCCGUAGAGGGAACGUGUUUGCAGCUAACAGGUACACCUCCUGAUUUUAUUUUAUCUUUACAACGCAGGCCGGAGGGUUGUUUUGCAGUUGCGUUGAGCACAUCACACAUUAAGGGCCCUUUAAAGACCCGGGUUGAUUGGAAGGACAAAAAUUAAAAGCAAUCUGAUCCGGCCUCAUGCCAGAUCCCUGCGGAUUUUCUCCCUAUUCCAUUUCCAUCCACCGUCGCAAUUUGAGAGUCUGCCUGAUUUGAUCAGAUUCACCUCUGGGAGACGUGUGAUGCCAAGGUUAGGAGGACGCCAAGUUGGGGGCAACUUCUCGAUCUGCCCGUCAGCAGAGCCUGAGAAACACUGGCUCUGAGUUUUCCACAUCGGCCUCUUGGACAAAACAAGUUCCUCGCCGUUUGCAACCUGGCAGAGUCCCUGGGACGUCCGGCCUCCGUCGCCUGGUAGAUGUGGCUCUUCCAUGCUGAGGUUGCGAGCCCCUCCUGGCCCAGUCGCCACCUCUCCCGUCCCUCUCUGGGCCUCGCCCCCGGGGACCGCGCCGCCAUGCUGCACCUGCUGGCUCUUCUCCUGCACUGCCUCCCGCUGGCCUCUGGGGACUACGACAUCUGCAAGUCCUGGGUGAGCACGGAUGAAGGCCCCACCUGGGAGUUCUACGCCUGCCAGCCCAGGGCGAUGCGUCUGAAGGACUAUGUCAAGGUGAAGGUGGAGCCCUCCGGCAUCACGUGCGGAGACCCCCCCGAGAGAUUCUGCUCUCACGAGAACCCCUACCUGUGCAGCAACGAGUGUGACGCCUCCAACCCGGACCUGGCUCACCCGCCCCGGCUCAUGUUCGACAGGGAGGACGAGGGCCUGGCCACCUACUGGCAGAGCGUCACGUGGAGCCGCUACCCCAGCCCGCUGGAGGCCAACAUCACCCUCUCGUGGAACAAGAGCGUGGAGCUGACGGACGACGUGGUGGUGACCUUCGAGUACGGCCGGCCCACCGUCAUGGUCCUGGAGAAGUCGCUGGACAACGGGCGCACGUGGCAGCCCUACCAGUUCUACGCAGAGGACUGCACGGAGGCCUUCGGCAUGCCCGCCCGCCGGGCCCGCGACCUGUCGGCCUCGGGUGCCCACCGGGUGCUGUGCACGGAGGAGUACUCGCGCUGGGCCGGCUCCAAGAAGGAGAAGCACGUGCGCUUCGAGGUGCGGGACCGCUUCGCCAUCUUCGCCGGCCCCAACCUGCGCAACAUGGACAACCUGUACACGCGGCUGGAGAGCGCCAAGGGCCUCAAGGGGUUCUUCACCCUCACCGACCUGCGCAUGCGGCUGCUGCGCCCGGCGCUGGGCGGCACAUACGUGCAGCGGGAGAACCUCUACAAGUACUUCUACGCCAUCUCCAACAUCGAGGUCGUGGGCAGGUAA